UCCAGAGAUCCACCCCGCGUUUUACCUCCUCCCUGCGGGACCGGAAGUUGAGAUGAAAACAAGAACGGAAAAUGACUUCAUCCUCUAAAAUGGAUUAAAAUAGAAUUAUUAUUUUUUCUUUUAAGGAGCAGCUAAACCUGCAGAUGAUGUCCCACAGCGCGAGGAGUGGGGACAUCAUCCACCUGAACGUCGGGGGGAAGAGGUUCAGCACCUCCCGACAGACCCUCACCUGGGUUCCUGACUCCUUCUUCUCCAGUCUUCUGAGCGGCCGGAUCUCCACCCUGAAGGAUGAAACCGGAGCUAUCUUCAUCGACAGAGACCCUUCCCUGUUUGCCACCAUCCUCAACUUCCUCCGGACCAAAGAGCUGCACCCCCGAACCAUCAGCGUGCACAUGCUCAUGCACGAGGCCGAGUUCUACGGCAUCACGCCGCUGGUGCGUAAGCUGCAGCUGUGUGACGAGCUGGACCGGUCCUCCUGUGGAAACGUGCUGUUCAACGGCUACCUGCCUCCCCCAGUCUACCCGGCAAAGCGCCGCAACCGGCACAGCGUGGCGGGGUCACAGUUCAUGGCGGGCCGGGUUGGGCCCGUGGAGCGAGCGCCGGUCAGACGCAGCAACACGAUGCCCCCGAACCUCGGGAACGCCGGGAUCCUCGGAAGAGCCAGCACGGAGGAGAGGACCCCCGGAGGUCAGCUAUCAGACACCGGCAUGGUCCGCAUCAUCUGUGGGCAUCACAACUGGAUCGCUGUGGCCUACGCACAGUUUGUCGUCUGCUACAGGGUGAAGGAAUCCACCGGGUGGCAGCAGGUCUUCACCUCUCCUCGCCUCGACUGGGUCAUCGACCGCGUGGCGCUGAACGCCAAAGUGAUGGCCGGCUCUCUGGGAGACAACGACAAGAUGGUGGCGGUUGCCGCGGGGACGGAGAUCAUCCUCUGGGCCAUCUGCCCCGACGGCAACGGCAACGAAAUCGGAGUCUUUAGCCUGAAUGUGCCGGUGGAGGCGCUCUUCUUCGUUGGUAACCAGCUGAUCGCCACCAGCCACACGGGGAAGGUCGGGGUUUGGAACGCCGUCACCAAACACUGGCAGAACCAGGACGUGGUUCCCAUCAGCAGCUACGACACUGCCGGCUCCUUCCUGAUCCUGGGCUGCAACAACGGAUCCAUCUACUACAUCGAUGUGCAGAAGUUUCCUCUGAGGAUGAAGGACAACGACCUGCUGGUGACGGAGCUGUACCGAGACCCGACCGAAGACGCCAUCACCGCUCUCAGCGUCUACCUCACCCCCAAAACCAGUGACAGUGGGAACUGGAUCGAGAUUGCGUAUGGGACCAGCUCCGGGUCGGUCCGAGUCAUCGUCCAGCACCCAGAGACGGUCGGCUCGGGGCCGCAGCUCUUCCAGACCUUCUCAGUCCACCGUAGCCCCGUCACCAAGAUCAUGCUCUCCGAGAAGCACCUCAUCUCAGUUUGUGCCGACAACAACCACGUGCGGACGUGGACGGUGACCCGGUUCAGGGGGAUGAUCUCCACCCAGCCGGGCUCCACGCCGCUCACCUCCUUCAAGAUCCUCAGCCUGGAGGACGUGGACGGACACGGAGGCUGCAGCGCCGGCACGGAGAUAGGUCCGUACGGAGAGAGAGACGACCAGCAGGUGUUCAUCCAGAGAGUGGUACCGGACACAGAUAAACUCUACGUGAGGCUGUCCUCCAACGGGAAGAGGGUGUGCGAGGUGCGUUCGGUGGACACCACCUCCAUCACGGCCUUCAUGGUCCACGAGUGCGAGGGCUCGAGCCGCAUCGGCUCUCGGCCGCGGCGCUACCUCUUCAGCGGCCAUGGCAACGGCAGCAUCCAGAUGUGGGACCUGACCACCGCGAUGGAGAUCGCCGGGAAGGUCGACAUCAGAGCGCUGGGCGGGCCGACGGAGGAGGAGCUUCUGGAGCUGUUGGACCAGUGUGACUUGGCUCUGACCAGAACACCUGACAGCACACCGAGAGCCUCCACCUGCAGUCUCCACUCUCAGCUCACCGACGUCUUCAGGAUGGACCGUCUCCACUCGGCGGCCGGGCCGCGAGGAGGAGGGGCAUCGGGUUCCACCCCCUCCUUGUGCGGCAGCCUCCCCCGGCAGGCUGUGCCCCUCACCAAGCCCGUACGGGACCCCCCCAUCUGCGGGCUGCCAGCCCUCAACAUCCCCGCCUACGCCCCCAGCCACAGCCACACCGGCAGCCCCCGACCCACCAGGCACCAGGACCGGGACCGGGAGUGGGGGUCCGUGCGUAGGGGGAGCUUCGUGGAGCGCUGCCAGGAGCUCGCCAAGGGGUCAGAGGUGGCGGCGGGCUCUGGGUUCGGGGUCCCGUCGGGGUUUGAGGGCAUGAGGCGGAGCGUAGCAGUGUGCACUGAGUUAGAGGCCAGGUUCGGCCUCAGGACCCCCACCACCUUCUCCGUGUCGCCUUGUGCACGCCACUCCCCAGGAGCUCCGCCCCCCGUCCCGUCCGCGUCAUCGGCGCUGACCCCGCCGCUUUCAAUCCGCAAGACCACGCCCACUCCCCCAACCAGCUCCGCCCCUGCAGCCGUGAGCCCCUCGCGCUCCAGUGCGCCCGCCGACGCCCCGUCUUCCCCUGAGAGCCUGGCAAGUCCGGAGAGCCCCGCCCCCGGACCGCCCACCAGCCCCAAACCACACAUGAACGAGACCAGCUUCUGAUUGGUCCUUCAGAAGCCGCACUGAUCAGUACCCUCGAUCAAUGAGUCAAAUGAGUCUGUGGAAAGUGGAACACUGGAUGCUAUCAGCUGUAGCCCGCUAAGCUAAUGCUAGCCCUGUAAAGGAGGCUACUGGUCCCUCGUGUACUGGAUGUAAAACACGCAGAUGUUAGAUUUAUACUUCAAUGUUUUUUUAAUAUCUUCAUGAAAAUAAUUUUGAGGAUGAGGAAAUAAUAUCGUGGGAUGGUUAUAUAAAUUAUUUUUUUUAUAUCUAAUAAAUUAUGUAAUAUUAUAUACUAAACUACCAGUUUAUGAAGGUAUUAAAAUGAAUUAGGUGACAAACACUUUAAUAUUCUAAUAUAUUAUUCUGCAUAAUGAGAUACUACUGAUGUAUUUCUACACUGUGGUAGUACUUCUUAGCUGAAGUAAGAUGUGAGUACUUCCUCUGCAGCAGCGAGCUACAGCUGAUCAAUAAAUCCUUUGUCUUUUGCUUCUACUAAACGUUGAUGAGGGGAAAUUAAUAAAUCUGUCACAGAAAUAUUAAAUAUUGAUUGAUCACGUGGACCAAACCGGAGCAAAAAAAGUGAAGUUAAACCUUUUUUUACUUUUUAUAACCUUGUGGCAUCAGUCUAAGAAUUUUUUACCUAAAAGUGUUUAUCAGUUUAUAUUUUAAAGUUUGUGUGACUAGUUGUCUUCUUUACGGCCAAUCAGCUGACGUGUCACCAUGGCAACAGCAGCAUUUUACAGCCAUAUUUUAAUGAUCUUCUGGAAAGAUUUGUUUUAUUGCAUGAACAAAUGAUUGCAAACUUUAUAAUCCUAUUUUAUUGUAUUUAAGUACUUUUGUUUAGUUUGCUCACUAGGAAAUAUUUGUUAGUGUACUACAGUACUACACAACAAAUGAAUGAACUAAUACACAGUGUAUUAUUUAUUAAAUUACCAGCAGAAUAUAAAGGCAUUGAAGUGAUGAAUCAACGUAUUUAAUCAUAUUACUCUGCUCAGGGUUCAUAAUACUUUUGACUUGGCUGUUGAAGGCAGGACUUCCACUUGUAUCAUGGUAGUUAUACUGUGAUAUUACUUCUAAUACUGUAGUUAAACAUCAGUGUCAUAAUAAAUUAUAAUACAUUUUAAGUUUUUGGCAGACGCUUAAAUGAAUUGUAUUUUCAAUGUGACGUUUAUUCACAUAAUUCCACAUCUAAUGAACAUAGUUUGGUUCUCAUGCUUUAAUAGAUAAUUAUUGUCUCUGGUUUUCUAUAUUUGAUGAAGAAACAAGUAAAAAUGAAAACCUAGAAACCCUCUGUUGACUGCGUGAAGGUGACACGAAGCAGCGCUCACCUACUGGUCCUACUGGUCCUUGAUCUGGUUCAGCUGGUUUCCAUCUGCUGGUGGUCUCACUGUUUUAUUUUUUACAUUUUUUCCACUAAACGUGUUUCUGUAUUUUUUGUGUGGCAUUCAGGGUUAAAUUAGAAACCUGAAUUCAGGUUUAAACAAUUUACUUAAAAAUGUAUAUUUUUGGUAAUUUUGCAACUAACAACGCCUUUUUUCUAUUAAACUCACUCUCUAUAAAGCUCUUUAUUUUAUGACCAAACCCAAAUAUGAAACAUGAUUCAUGAAAAAGCUGAAACCAAAGAACAUUUUGGAG
Molecule: messenger RNA, 4328 nt
Organism: Pungitius pungitius (ninespine stickleback)
Lineage: Eukaryota; Metazoa; Chordata; Actinopteri; Perciformes; Gasterosteidae
Gene: shkbp1
Product: SH3KBP1 binding protein 1
Exons: 17
Coding region: 144-2693 (849 amino acids)
Biological process (GO): protein homooligomerization
Molecular function (GO): protein binding
Source: RefSeq, a predicted model, not a curated record